GCCGGGAGCUGCCUUGGAGCCACGCCCUGAAAGCUCUCAGCGGGAGUGUUAUAUUGUGUCACACGGAAGUUUGUUACGGGACAGGGAAGCAGAAUGGAGAGCGGGGCGUACGGGGCACCGAUAGCGGGAGGAAGCUUCAGUCUAGAGAACUUUCUCAAGCGGCCCGAGACCAUUCUGAGGAUUAUCAGCUGCGUCUUUGCUCUCAUUGUCUUUGCUUGCAUUGUAACGGAUGGUUACUCAAAUAGCCCGGGAGACAGCACGUUAUACUGUGUAUUCAAUAAGAACAAUGAUGCCUGCCACUAUGGGGUGGGCAUUGGGUUUCUGGCCUUCCUAGCGUGUAUCCUCUUCUUGUUUCUGGAUAUUUACCUGCAGACCCUGAGCAACGUCAACUACCGCAAAUACAUAGUGCUGGGUGACCUGGGCUUCUCUGCACUAUGGAGUUUCCUCUGGUUUGUGGGAUUCUGCUUCCUAGCGAAUCAGUGGGCAGUGACUGUCACAAGAGAUUUGACUGGAGGGGACAGUGCACGAGCAGCCAUUGCAUUCAGCUUCUUUUCCAUCCUAAGCUGGAUACCUCUUGCUGCCUUGGCAUACAAGAGGUACAAACACGGUGUCGAUUUCAAUCCAGAUUAUGUGGAUCCUACGGAGGAGACUUCCUCAUAUCCCAACUAUCCUACUGCCAGUGAUGAUUAUCAGAACCCACCCUUCACCAACAGCAAGGAGACAGGAGAGUAUCAGCCACCACCACUUUACUAAACAAGACACUUAUACUACCCAGACUAGGGUGGUCACAGAAGGAACAAUAAGCCAUUGAAACGUACACAAGUCUGAACACAAGAAACUUUUCUUUGAAUUGUCCAGAUCAGGCUCUGCUGAGAAUACUAAACGGCCUGCUUGCAACCUACAGUAUGAUAACUGUAGACUAGGAAAUUACAUUUCCUUUUCUAGAACAGUUAUCCUGUUUGGAUGCAGCUCCAUUGUGCGUUCCAUUCUGCAGUCUGGUUACUAGCUUAUACUUUUAUUGCACGCUCACGCACAGUGGAUAAUUCUUUUUUUUUUUUAUUCUUUUUAGUGGAAAAAUAUCUGGAUAGAAGAAAAUAUUCAGUGUGGUUACUUACUGGACAUUUAAGUGCCUUAAUAUGCUUAUAGGAGACAGAGAAACCACUUCUUGUGCUUAAAGGGAUACUGUCAUGGGAAAUCAUGUUUU
Molecule: messenger RNA, 1204 nt
Organism: Xenopus laevis (African clawed frog)
Lineage: Eukaryota; Metazoa; Chordata; Amphibia; Anura; Pipidae
Gene: syngr2.L
Product: synaptogyrin-2
Exons: 4
Coding region: 94-753 (219 amino acids)
Source: RefSeq, a predicted model, not a curated record